Molecule: messenger RNA, 1826 nt
Organism: Jatropha curcas
Lineage: Eukaryota; Viridiplantae; Streptophyta; Magnoliopsida; Malpighiales; Euphorbiaceae
Product: peptide methionine sulfoxide reductase (Protein of unknown function DUF829, transmembrane 53)
Source: RefSeq, a predicted model, not a curated record
AAAAAAAAAAAAUUGAAUUCAGCUAGAAAGAAAAUCACGGUCCACAUACAGCAAUUUUUUUGUUUUCUCUGGAUUUCGAUUGUCGACCAGAACUACUCUCCAGUUUCAGUCUAGCAAAAAUGUUUGGUACUGGUGGAGGAGGAGGUAGUGUCUAUUGGGGAAGGAAGCAAAACGGAUUCAAGGGAAUUGUCGUUAUUUUCGCUUGGAUUUCAAUUCCUGAGAACCACUUGAAAAACUAUGUGGAUUUGUACUCCUCUCUUGGAUGGAAUUCCAUUGUUUCUCAUGCCGAUUUCCUCAGCGCGUUUGAUCCUGAAAGGGCCUUGUCACUGGCAUUUGUUCUUCUCAAUGAGCUUGUUGAGGGGCUUUGUGUGGGUGCCCAUAUUGGUCAAAUUAAGGAAUUAAGGACUAGACCAUGUCCAAUUGUCUUUGGUGCUUUUUCUGGUGCUCCAAAAGCUUGCAUGUACAAGGUUUUACAGAUUAUUCAAGAAUCAUCAUAUGAUAGUCAUAUUAAUGUGUAUGAGAGUCGAUUGCUCAGAAAUUGUGUUUCUGGGCAUAUCUAUGACUCAAGCCCAGUUGAUUUUACAAGUGAUUUGGGUGCCCAAUUUGCUCUACCAUCUACUAUUCGAAAGAUGCCUGGUCCAUCAAAACUUGUAUCUUGGUUUGCAAAAGGUGUUGCUUCUGGUCUAGAUGGUUUAUAUCUUACCAGGUUUGAAUCCCAGCGUGUUGAGUAUUGGCAGACUCUAUACUCUUCAGUUGACUUGGAGGCACCUUAUCUGAUUUUAUGCUCAGAAAGUGAUCACCUUGCACCUUGUAAAAGUAUUUGCCGAUUCGCUCAACGUCUACAAGAUCUUGGCGGAGAUGUUAAGUUUGUGAAGUGGAAUGUUUCACCUCAUAUUGGUCAUUACAAGCAUUAUCCAAUCCAAUAUAGGGCUGCUGUGACUGAUUUGCUUGAGAAGGCUGGUUCAGUUUAUUCUCGAAGAAUCCAACAACUUAGAGAGGGAGCUGGCCUGGAUGGUAUUUAUGAUGAGAUGCCUGAACUGAUCUGCAACCUCCAGAAAGCAGCAGUUAACUCAAACCAAAGCUUAAGAAGGGUUGCGGUUGAACCAAGUGACCAUUUCUUUGUGCCGACUUCAGGAGAAAAUCGCAAUACUGGAGAGUCACAGCCUUUACUAGAUGAAAGGAAAGAAACAUCUAUUUAUCUACCAACCUCUCCCAGCAUGAGUGCAAAUAGUGUUCUUGGGAAAAUGCUCUUUGACGUUUGUGUUCCCAAGAACGUUGAAGGUUGGGAUAUUAGAUUUUCAGGUUCUGUGAAUGGGCAACCAAUUGCCUCUGCUAGAAGGCAUUCACCUAUCAAAUUCACUCGUCGCUCAAAAUUAUAGUUAUAUAUUGAUUAAAUAUAAUCAGAAAUUCUACCAUUUGCAUCAAGAGCCUUGAGUUCUAAAGGAAGAUUGAUUCCUCUGAAUUCUGUGCAAAUGGUGAGCAAUGAGUUGUGAAGAUGAGGUGGUUUUGACAGUUGACGUGAAAACUAGGUAUACCUUUUGCUUUAAGCUUCUUGCCCGUUCCUUUGGCAUAUAGUGUACAGGUUGAAGAAGUGGAUGAUGGCAUGUAUAUAGAGAAACACACGUUUGACAAGAGUUUGCUUCGUAUGUAAUGCCCAUUGUGGUCGGGUACUCACUUAGAAGUGGGGUUUCUUAGUGGAGUAUUAACAGAUAAUCUCAUAAAAAUGGUUACGAGGAGCUUUCUGCACAAAAUGUAAAUACAGAAUGUAUGUGAAACAUAUCCUUUUCGUAUGGGAUUCUGAUGGUAGAACAAUGGAUUAUCAUAUA